AUGGCAUCGAAUGUCGGGGCGGGCCUGACGACGACAACUUCCCUGGAUGACUAUGACGAUUUUGAGGAGCGCUUCGUCGACCCGUUCGAAAUCACCUCAUCAUGUGUAUUCGUCGUACUCGGCGCUCUCACGAUUUGCAUCUACUACCGUAUCGCCCGGGCACACGCUCGGCAAGGCUUUCGCACUCAUUUUCAACGCAUCUUCUUUGUCCUCAUCACAAAUGACAUCUUCACCUUUCUCUUCCAACUUUUCGAUGUCCGGCUCCCGACCUGGGGUGUACACGAGUGGUAUCUCGAUCUCCGGGAAGGACUCUGGCCAACCAUCCUCAACUACGGGGCUACCGUAACCCUGAUGGUGCAGAGUUUCGGGACCCUGUUAAUAGCCGUAAAUCGGUUCACCUCUCUGGUUAUGCCGUUGCGGUUCAUCGUCCUCGUCUCGAAAGAAACGCGUGAAACCGUGCUCGGAAAACGUGACGACACGAUCUCCGGCGGGAAGGCGCACAGCAAGAUUGCCGUCUCGAGAAUUCUCUCCAUCAACCCGACGCAAAAUGGGCCGCCCGUCGUCAGCACGAUUACAUUCAUGGGACGCAAUACGGUGCAUGUGGCA
This is a messenger RNA of Mesorhabditis spiculigera, 606 nucleotides long. NCBI's taxonomy places the organism in Eukaryota, Metazoa, Nematoda, Chromadorea, Rhabditida, Rhabditidae. The record is from the annotation of a GenBank genome assembly.